GUAUAUGAGUUUUGAAGAUUAUGAGACCGAACUGUUAGAGUCCCUAACAGUGCCUGUCAAUGGACUUCCAUCCGAAUUUGAUUCAGAUGAGGGAUUGAUUCCUAUGGCAAUGAAUGGUGAAACAUCAGAUAACCCGAACAUUGAAAUUGGAGUCAAUGAGGAUCCAACAUCAGAUGCUCAAGUGCCACAAAUAAUAAUUGAUGAGGCACAUGUUGAUCCAUCUGAAACAGAGGAAUCCAUCGUCCCGGGACUUUUGCAGGUUUGCUCAAAGGACGGAGGAGAGGGUUCAAGUACAGGAGUGAACUCAAAUAUUAAAUGGACGGGAUGGUCUCCUGCACAACUAAAAACAAAAAAACAUCCUCUCCUAAAUCAAAAAAAGGCAAAGGGGCACUGUACCAAGGACCAAUUAAACGUGAAAGUGGAGAAUGUGGUGAACUCACGUCAUAACCUUGUAGAAUUGCAGAAGAAGUACCUGGAAAACGAGGAGCUUCGUCGAGUUGAAGAACAUGAAUUAAAAAUGGCAAUUCAGAAACAGAAAUUAGCCGCUUUGGAUUUAGAAAUCGAGAGGGAACAGAAACUGUAUUUAAAAAAAAUGGAGUUACUAGAAUGUGAAUUAUCGAUUAAAAAAAAAACACUAGAGUUGCUAGAAAAAUAAAA
This is a messenger RNA of Zophobas morio, 657 nucleotides long. RefSeq lists its product as uncharacterized. The transcript has 4 exons. Lineage: Eukaryota; Metazoa; Arthropoda; Insecta; Coleoptera; Tenebrionidae. The record is from RefSeq and is a predicted model, not a curated record. Bases 5 to 655 code for a protein of 216 amino acids.